This is a messenger RNA of Serpula lacrymans var. lacrymans S7.9, 3253 nucleotides long. RefSeq lists its product as uncharacterized. Lineage: Eukaryota; Fungi; Basidiomycota; Agaricomycetes; Boletales; Serpulaceae. Gene Ontology annotation, cellular component: nucleus. Gene Ontology annotation, biological process: DNA-templated transcription; regulation of DNA-templated transcription. Gene Ontology annotation, molecular function: zinc ion binding; DNA-binding transcription factor activity, RNA polymerase II-specific; copper ion binding. Bases 1 to 1797 code for a protein of 598 amino acids. The record is from RefSeq and is a predicted model, not a curated record. The transcript has 7 exons.
AUGAUUCCCAGUCUCUCAUCAAAUCCAUCUGACCUUUCCUCCAACUCCCUUCAGCGAGGAAGAGCUUGCUUAGCUUGCAGAUGUGAUGGUGCUCGUCCUACAUGUGGUCAAUGUAUUCGUGGUGAUAGAAUCGAUGACUGCGAGUACACGGACGGACAGACGCGUUCUAGGACUCAGAUGCUUGAAGAUGACGUGGCUCGUCUGCAAGCCCGGAUCCAUGAGCUCGAACAUCCAGAUGAAGCACAGGCCCCUAUAGUACUGCACAAUCCGUACCAGCAAGGUUCUGGCUCGCCAGUUGGGGCCAUAUCAGCUAGUUCUACCUCUUCGGCUUCAAGUCCAGUGACGAGUGAGCCCCAAGUACUCUCAUUGGUUUAUUUCAUGCUCAUGUAUGCCAAAGCGCCUAGUAUCCACAGUAGAGCAAGUAGCGACUCGAACGUCGCGACUUCAUGGUGGAAUGUAGAAGAACCUCCCACUCACAUAGUCCAAGCUCUAAUGGACAACUUCAUUCCACAUGCUUCGGAGCUUGGGUUUUUCCUUAAUAUCUCUCGCUUUCGUGACUCUUUACUAUCUCCUGCUUCAUUCGACUAUCUUCACAGGCCUUCUCCAACCCUAUUAAACGUUCUUUUUCUCUGGAACGCUCACCUUUGCCAGUCAGAUGCCUUUGUCGCCCUCGAACCAACAUUCCUUUCACGCACCCUCAAACACCUCGCGAUUGCGUUGUCCAACAUACAAUCACACCAACUCCUUCACAUCAUUCAAGCUGAACUAUUGCUCAGCUACUACUUCCUACGCAAGGACCGCUUCCUGGAGGGCAGAUACCACUGCAGUGCUGCUGCCUCACUCGUCCUCAGUUUCAACCUUCACAAAAUCAGGAGCGUACACAGCCAAUCUGUCCCUGAAACGCUCUUUAGUAUCCGUGGAAAUGACGAAGCUGAGCUGCCUCUCCCGAGUGACACUAUUGAGGAAGGGGAGCGUAUCAACGCGUUUUGGUCCGUUUUGGUUCUCGACAAAUGCUGGGCAGUAACUUUUGGAGUGCCUUCGAACCUGUCUACGAACCCGCUUCCAGGUAUCCGGGUCGAUACUCCAUGGCCCAUGGACAUGUAUGCUUACGAAUCGGGUCAACUGGUUCCUACUGUUCAGGGUAAUGAUACAAUCCAAAACUUCCUGAGCAGUUCACCUGAUAACGCUGAUCAGGGACGCUCCUUGCUUGCUCUCCAAUGCAAAGCUGUGCUGCUACUCGAAAAAGCGACUGGACUGGCUGAGCAGUAUAACGCAGACCCAAGGUUAGGUGAUUCUUCUGAUUACCGUACGCAGUUUUGCGCUUUAGAUGAAUUCAUCGAUACUUUCCAAAAGUCGCUCCCUCGUCCGGCCCAGUUUGACAGUGCGACUCGGACACAGGCUGUCAUUAAGAUGUUGCUGAUGGUGCAUGUGAUCGCGCUUACCGCUACAGUACAGCUCCACCACAUUCUCAUGUCCCGCAAUACUGCAUCGAACCAGAAGAGCAUAAGCAGCGCUGUUGCGAUUGUCAAUAUUGUCGAUGUUGUUAAGGUGAAGGACCUGGGGUAUCUUAACCCCUUGCUAGUGAACUUGCUAGCUGCCAUUGUGCAUAUAAUUGGUAGUGAGGUCUCGAGACUACGUAGCCUUCGAGCGAACUUGGCUACAGGCCCCGCUGGACGUGGGGAGGAAAGUUUGGUGGAUGCUUUAAGAAGGCUGGUUGGUGCGCUGAUUGGCGCUACUGGUGUAUGUCCUUCGCACUUGUUUCAGCGGAAAUUUGAGGGACUUCCUCUGCUCGAAUGAACAAGUUAAUUGCUUGACUGAAUUUUUCUUCUUCUCUUUUGGAUGCAAUAUUAUUGUGUUGUGUUCGAUAGAAGCGAACUGGCUGUUCGCUACUCACAUCGUAUGCCUUCCAUUAUAUCUUUGAGAUAGUUGUAAUUUAGAGCAAAUAAUAUAUACAAUAUAAUAUAUAGAAGCGAAUGUGGAAAACUCAAAAGACAAAUGGCGGACAACCACUAUUAUUAAUAUUUACGUGUCGUAAUCUUGCCUUUCAUCUUUGCCAACCACCUCUUACCAGACGAAUUUGCGCUUGGCUUCUUUGCUGCUGACUGGCUUGUUGUUUCCUCGGAUGUAGUGUCCUCUUCAUCUGUCUCGUCCCUUUCUCUAACGGACUCAUCAUCGCUGCCAACUCUUUGGUUACGCUUGUCUUUGAUGUUUCCAUCAGUAUCACUGCUAUCUUCUUCCUCUUCGUAAUCAUCUUCAUCUUCGUCCCUUUCCUCUGCAUCCUCCUCGUCUGCGUCCUCUUCAUCCUCUGAUCUGUUACGAGCUGCUCUCACUACGUGUCUGCUUGUAGCUUGCUCGUCGUCGUCGUCGGUAUCCUGGGGUUCUUCAACCGACGAGUCAUCCUCAUCCUCAUCCACCUUAUUCUUUCCAUUCUGAUCAUGAUUACCAUCUUGUUUGCUGUUCUUUUUCAUGAUCUUGUUUGUCAUCUUCGCUAACCAGGCCCUUUUGCCGGAAGAUCUAGUCUCCCUCGAGCUCAUGUUCAUGUUCGGUUGCUUUCUCUUGUCAGAUAUAACCCUGCCAUCAUCGUCGCUACUGUCCUCCUCUGAAUCGCGCCUGGCCUCUCUCCUCGUAUACUUAUCCCUGGGAUUCCUGUCAGAAUUACUAAGAUCGCUGUCUUCAUCCUCGUCCUCUUCUUCGCUUCCCUUAUUACUUUCUGUGUAUCUGUCCCCUUUAGCGCUUCUGCCUAUCCUGUCAACCCCGUGUUUACCAUUACUUCUCUGCAGAUCCUCGUGCUGUUCGUCCUCAAUGUCAUCAGAUUCAGUAUCUGUUUCCACCCUGGUCUUCGCGUUUACUCUGGCAUUUUUACUAGCACCACCCAAGUCGGAGUCUUGAGCCCUUUCACCUGAGCCUCUGUCGUCGUCACUGACAUCUGUGACGUCAUCAGCACCGUGAGUGUCCUGUGCCUCUUCAGCUGAGCUUUCGUCAUCGUUUCUUCUGUCUCUAACACGUGCGUUCGCUCUGCUCGAUUCUCGGUUGUCCACUGAUUCGUCGUCGGCUGCCUCUUCAUCCAAGCCACUCUCUUCCCCCUCUUCCCCAUCUUCUGAUGCCUUGGUCCUAAACUUACACUCGGCACAAUUGCACAUUCUCUCGCGACUUUCCUCCCUUCCUCGCCCUCCACCGUCACCAUCGGAACUCUCGUCUUCCUCCUCUUUUUCAACAUCGCCCUCUUCUUUCUCAGAAUACUCAUCGCUAUCUU